ACAGUUUCAGUCAGUCGAAAUCAAGCCAGAACAAAACAAUGUGCCGGGCUUGGUCUGAAGAUGCACAAAACACGCAGACAAAAGCAAAAAUGCCCGCAGAUGUCCCAAGUAGUGGAUUAUCUAAACUCAGUGCAGAGUUUGAGUGCAGCGAUGGUAAUACACACCCUCUGCAUGUUGCAGGUACACAAACGCAGACAAAACCUCUUUCACAGAUCCAAAUCCAAACACAGCUGUGCUCGAAAACUGUGGUUCAAGCAGAAACACCGCAGAGUGUAUCCGUGGAAAAGCCGAAGCAUGCAGUGGAAGCAGUCUUAACCCAGCAUGACGCAAAAAUAAACGUGGAAUCUCUGGAGAAGAAUCAAAACCAGACACAAGAUCCAGCUCAAAACCAGAUCCAGAGUCACUCGAAUCCUCUCAGUCAGACCCACGACUCAUGCAGUCAGCCUGAGCUCACCGGCCUUACCAUCACCACCACCACCACCACUGCAGCUGAAAAUGCUGCAAAGCUUCAAGAGUCAAACACUCUGGGCUCCCUGACACACACACAGCACAAUACUGUCCGUUAUCAAUCCCCUUUCAAGACUAAUUCUAAUCUUGAUUACCAUAAUGUUGGUACUGAAACACUUUUCUUUCAGCAAAGACAUAGACACAGGAUGACACAGCCUUCAGGGAUCGCUGCAGGUUUAAACACACAAAGAGGACAAUGGAGCUACACACUUAACUUAAAACAACACAUGGACUUUCUGUCUGAUAAUCCUAAUGUCUUCUCUCCCUCCAUGUCACAGCAAAAGCAAACAAACACAGGGCUUCAGUUCCCUUUAACCCAUCCAAGAGGCCACACAUCUGGAUUAGAAACCAAAUUUUGGUCCUUUGGAACCAGGAGGCAAGAUCAGCCACAGAGGCACCGUCAUUUAUCCACAGAGUUGCCAGGGUUAAUGUCAGCAUCAACAGGUAUGGAGACUCAUCUUAAGGUUCAGCUCCAGACAGACUCCAAGCUGUUCUUACCAGCUACAGGAACCAAGCUGCACCUACAGCACUGUACCUCCCAGCAGUCUGCAAGACUAAACUGGAAUCACACUGGGAGACCCAGACCCGUGGCUAGACAACACUCAUUCGGCAGCGCCUACGGGAUUGGACAAGAGAUGGGUGGACAGCUGGGCUGGAGGGCGUUUCACAGCAGCGGGAUGACAACAUUGGGAAGGAGCAAGAGCAUGACUGAGUGACUGACACACAGCAGGCCUGAACCAAACAUAACCAAGACCUGACAGAAAUAUACAAACUGUGGACAAACAUAGGUUUUACAUCUGGUGGUAUAAUCUAAAUUCACCUUCACGCACAGGCACAGAGAAGAUGUAAUCAUACAGAGUGCUCUUCUCCUUUUUGAGCUGUACCUUGUCCUGAUGAAGCUCGUGCAGGCCUUCAGCCAGAUCCUGUCCUCAUC
Thunnus maccoyii (southern bluefin tuna) is the source of this 1441-nucleotide messenger RNA. RefSeq lists its product as uncharacterized. The record is from RefSeq and is a predicted model, not a curated record. Lineage: Eukaryota; Metazoa; Chordata; Actinopteri; Scombriformes; Scombridae. The transcript is spliced from 2 exons. Bases 39 to 1223 code for a protein of 394 amino acids.